This is a messenger RNA of Corylus avellana, 357 nucleotides long. RefSeq lists its product as uncharacterized. The record is from RefSeq and is a predicted model, not a curated record. NCBI's taxonomy places the organism in Eukaryota, Viridiplantae, Streptophyta, Magnoliopsida, Fagales, Betulaceae.
AUGUUUUUCACCUCCAUGCUCACCCGCCUUGCCUACUGGUGGCCGGUCCUCGUCUAUGCCGUCGCGUGGACAACCAUUCUAACGCUGACGGUUGCGGUGGCGUCGUUCCCUCUGAAGGUUGCCUUCCUGUCGGCGAUAUCCUCGUCCUCUUCGUUCUCCAAAACGUGCGUGACGGAAGGGUUCGUUAGAGUGCCGUUAGACUCGCCGGCGGGGGAGAUGUUCUGCUUCCCGGCUCACCUGUUGGGCAAGUCUAAGUUUGAUCUCAUCCUCCCUACGGUCUUCGCCGCAGUUGUGGUGGGUUGGUCGGCUUGCCUUGUGCGGGCCGUGGGCCUUUGGGAGGCCGAUCCGGUCCAUUAG